This is a messenger RNA of Cladocopium goreaui, 2603 nucleotides long. Lineage: Eukaryota; Dinophyceae; Suessiales; Symbiodiniaceae. The record is from the annotation of a GenBank genome assembly.
AUGAAGGUCCAACCCUUGGACGAGGAAUCCACCCCCAGUGGCGCCGCGGCACCCCAAGGGCCCCCGGCAGCGCCAGAGACUCCCCCAGAGCCGCCCAGCCCAAAGUCCCCAAAGUCCUCCAAACCACCAGGGCAGCCCUCCAGGUUGCUGCAGGCGCCCGAAGCGGCCGGGAAGAGUGCCCACUUGGGCUACCUAUUCAGAGCCUUUACGGCCACGCCUGCUGGGGGUGGCUUAGGGAGGAGAUGUAGCAUUGAGGAGUCUUGCAAAGGUGAUGUGGAGAACAUGGGUGGAGCGAGAUUGUGUCUCCCAACGGUGCGUGGUACCGUCCUUUCUUCCCUUCUUUCCAGUACAUUUAUCUUCAUUGGGCUGCUGGCGUUGAGCGCGGCUGAACAUGGACUUCAUGGAUUUCCUAGAACAGCUUGGUUAACACUGGCACUAAGAUACCUUGGUUGGGCCUUUCUGUUCUACAUCCCCAUCCAUUUUAUGUCCGUACCGUUUGUUCGCAACUUCUUGCUCUGGUCACUUCAACCAGGGGAUAGCCUUAGAGACGCCUUGGCCCAUGGUAAGGGGGAGGACUAUCCAGUUUGUCUAGGAAGGCGUGCGGCCUUCUUCCCCUAUUUUGUGCACACAUGUUGGCUGUCAGUGUAUGCUAUAUUGAUCUUUGUGAGCAUUGGUGAGGAGGGGUAUUUCGGCCUCGUGCCCAUUUUUGGCUUGGGAAACAUCUUCAUGGUUCCGGUGGGAACUUGUGCCUCCAUGCUCUUUGCACCACCAUUAGUGAGCAGGAGCUACCCUUUCAAAGUUGGCCCCUCGGCGAUUUUGUUCCCCAUCGUCGGCUUUCUCCUUGUGGUGGGUAGCUACAUCCUAUUGCGGAGACUCAUUGGUCCCUCCUUGGCCUCCGUGAUGCCGCUGGUGCUCAGUGCCUAUGAGCUGCUGGGUACCGCGUUGGUUUGCCGCGUCUUUACCCGUGAAUUCGUGGUGCAGAAAGAGGUACGCGAGGGCUACCUGGGCACCAACCAGGGCCUUGUUGUCUCCAUGGCCAUUUGCAACCUGCAUGCGAUGGCGGAAGGAGCUCGCCUCACGCUGCUUUACGUGGACAACUUGGAGAGUCAGGACUGGGACAUCCUGGUGCCCAUCGUCAGCGGCGUGCUGUGGAACGUCAUGGUGCGCCUCGGGGGUCUGGAUCGCUUCCUGCACGUCGUCACCAACGGCUGGCGGAAGCCGAACAACGGAAGCCGACUGCUGAGGGAGUCCGGCUAUUGUAUGGGCUAUCCCCGCUUCGGUGCCGUGGGCGCCCUGCUGUUGGCACGCCUCUGCAUCAGCACGCCGAUGCGCUUGGACGGACCCGAGCUGCGGCUCUUUGGCAUCGUGCUGCUGGCGGAAAUCUGCGAAGAUCUUUGCAGCUUCGUGUUGCGCUACGUCGGUGUCAACAUGUUCCCCAGAUCCAAGUUGGUGACUGAGCAAGAAGUACAGGAGAUGGCCCAAGUACGUCUCAACAAGAGAAAGGGUUCGAAAGAGCCUGCUGGUAGAAGGACAGACUCGGCUGCGGCCAGCUCGCCGGUGACGUCUGAGAGCAGGAUAUCAAUUGUCCCCAGUGAUGCGGGCAGAAGGAUUGAUUCCAACAAGGACCGGUCUGAUAUGUCACAUGCAGUCUCAGACAGGGCUUUGAUGAAAUCCACCUGCUGGAGUGUACGUGUGGCCUACGACUUCAGGUUUCGCAUCGAAGCUUUUGAUCCAAUGCCCUUGUGGGCUCAUCUUUUGCCCACCGCUAUGGCACAGUUUCACACCAUUUUUGCGAUGGUGGUAUUUUCCGGAGGACUCGACUUCAUUUUGGGCUUAUGUGAGAGGAUGGACUUCUUGGGUUACUCCUCCGCUGUCUUGUGGUGGUUGGGGCAUCAACUGGACGUUGAUCUUGGUUGGCCCUUGGAAAUGGCCCUUUCCGGAAAUGAGGAAAAGGUGGCUGAGGUGCAACAGCUCUUCCAAUCCUUGGAGGAACUUUCCCAGGCCACGCAGGACGACCAGGUGUGUCAUGAGAGCGAAACGCAGGAGCUUCGACAGGAGCGCAAUGCCAUCAAGGAUCGCUUGGAGGACGCCAUCUCCUCCCUUCGUCAGCUCUCCACCCGCGCCGAGCUGCUGCAGCCGAGCGCCGCCGCGGAGACCACGGCGGCGCGGUCCGCGGUGGGGACGGCGCCGGAGUGGCAGCGCCGCGUGUGGCGCGCGGAUGAGGAGCUGAAGGAGCUGAAACGAAUGGAAGCCUUGCGCUUGCAGCAGAUCAAGGACUUGGAGAUGGACCAGGAAAACCUGGUGGAACAGACCACCCUGGCCACCUCGCUGGGGGAAGAGACGGCCGAGACCAAGAUGGUCAGCCUGGAGCGGAGCCAGGCCGAGCUGCAGGCCAGCGUUCAGAGUAAGAAGCUGCGAGUGCAGGAGACCCAACAGCUGGUGCAGCAGCUACAAGCCUACAUCAGGCGUCUUCAUGCCCAGCAGCUUCAGCUGGUGACUCGCGCAGAUGAACGUGUCCUGCGGAACCCGCAGCCACCCUUUUCGGCCACGGCCAAGGCGUAGGCUUCGUCAGGCAUAGCGAUGAGGUCCGGGUGCAGUUGGGG